GCUCGGUAGGCUGAAACAGAUCCACCUCCUCUGCGUCGCGUGGUGGAAGACGAGGACCCCCCGAAAAGGCCAAAGCCCACCCACAGAACCCUAACCUAGGGUUUCGCCGCCAUGGGAUCCGCCGCCUCCGCCGCAGCGCCGCCGCCGCCUCCUCCAGCGCAGCCCCAUGGGGCCGCGCCGCCGUAUGGCGCCGGGCUUGCCGGCAUCCUCCCGCCGAAGCCAGACGGCGACGAGAAGGAGGAGAAGGUGGACUACCUCAACCUCCCCUGCCCUGUCGCCUACGAGGAGAUCCAGCGGGAGGCCCUCAUGUCUUUGAAGCCUGAACUUUUCGAAGGUUUGAGGUUCGAUUUUACAAAAAUGUUGAGCCAGAAGUUCGCGCUUAGCCACAGUGUUCUUAUGGGUUCUUUGGAAGUUCCGUCUCAGUCAGCUGAUGUUAUAAAAGUCCCGACAGCACAAUAUGAAUUUGGGGCCAAUUUUAUUGACCUUCCAAAGUUAAUGCUUAUUGGAAGGUUGAUGACUGAUGGAAGGUUGAAUGCUCGUGUGAAAUGUGAUCUGACUGAAAAUCUGGCGCUGAAAGUCAAUGCACAGCUUACCAGUGAGCCUCAUUACUCCCAAGGGAUGUUCAACUUUGACUACAAGGGCACAGACUACCGAGCACAGUUUCAAAUUGGAAACAAUGCAUUCUAUGGGGCAAAUUAUAUUCAGAGUGUUACUCCGAAUUUGUCUAUGGGAACAGAGAUAUUCUGGCUUGGUCAGCAAAGGAAGUCAGGGAUUGGUUUUAAUUCCCGCUAUAAUACUGAUAAGAUGGUGGGUACUCUACAGGUCGCUAGCACUGGUAUAGUUGCAUUAAGUUAUGUCCAGAAAGUUUCUGAAAAGGUGUCCCUUGCUACUGACUUUAUGUAUAACCACAUGUCCAGAGAUGUGACUUCUAGCGUUGGUUACGACUAUAUCCUUAGGCAGUGCCGUCUAAGGGGCAAAAUUGACUCAAAUGGUGUCGUUGCUGCGUACUUGGAGGAGAGACUGAACAUGGGUGUCAACUUUCUUCUGUCUGCAGAGAUUGACCAUGCAAAGAAGAACUACAAGUUUGGUUUUGGAAUGACCGUAGGAGAGUAGAUCUGCUCACAGCAAUUACUGUGAAAGGACUACAGAUGCUUCCUCAGCUCGUUGUAAGUGGAGGUUUACCAUAGUCUCAGUUUCAAGUGAUCAGGUUCUUUCCCUCCGUGCAUUGCGAAAACACAGGGUCUGGUUUUUGCUACUUCACAUAGUUUCUUCAGUGUACUUGCGGUUGUCACACUUCAGCUGCUUGAGAUAACAUGGGCAUUUGGGUGUCCAUGAUUCUUUGUUUAUCUAAACAAAGCUGAAACGUUGUUGUAAUAAUGUUCUCUCGGCUGCUGGAAAGUUUUACAUUUAGGUUUCCAGCACUAGGAUUUUCUGUGCAAUGACCAUAGUCCACAAGUUGCAGAAAAUACAUUGAAAGUUAAUGUGCAAUCCUUGUUGCGUGCA
Messenger RNA from Lolium rigidum, 1503 nucleotides. Its product is annotated as mitochondrial import receptor subunit TOM40-1-like. The coding region runs from base 112 to 1113 and encodes 333 amino acids. The record is from RefSeq and is a predicted model, not a curated record. NCBI's taxonomy places the organism in Eukaryota, Viridiplantae, Streptophyta, Magnoliopsida, Poales, Poaceae. Gene Ontology annotation, molecular function: transmembrane protein transporter activity. Gene Ontology annotation, biological process: protein import into mitochondrial matrix. The transcript has 11 exons. Gene Ontology annotation, cellular component: mitochondrial outer membrane; mitochondrial outer membrane translocase complex.